UAAAUCAACGUUUUGCUGGCUGCAUGUUGAGGGGGAUCUAUGUAUGCCAUUAUAUUUACUGAUUGAAUGUUCUCUUUAGCUCACGAAUCAUGAUGUGAUGCUUCAUCAGCAUUGCCAUUUACAUUCCGCUAAGGUUGUUUAUAAUAUAUUUACAUUCUCGUGUUUUUUUUUAUUUUGGUGUUGACUCAAAAGUGAACUUUUGAAAAGUGUAUAGCGUGUGUUUUGGUCAGCCGUCGUCAUGGUGAUAUGUGGAAGUAAACAUGAUGAUGACGGGCGUGAACUUUUAAGAAGUAUGGAAAAAAUUAAUGAGCAAAAACAAGGAACUGCAUUUCAGCAUGUGCGAGAGAAUAUUGAAGACCUUAAUGGAAGGGUUGGUGCUAGAGAUACUGACAUUAUAUUUUUGAAAGGUUUAAUGGAAUCCCCAGUGGUCAGUUCACUUGUGAAAGUUCAAGACCAGCUAGAGGACAGUUGUGAAUCAUUUCAACCUGUUGGUGUUGGAAAUUACAAAUUAUUGAAGGAAGUUGCCAAACUGUGUCGUAAUGCUUCAAAUAAAGAUUCUGAAGAAUUAGCUAAAUUGCUGAGCAAUCCUUAUUUUGAAGCUAUGAUUGAAGCUCAUGAUAUUGUUGCAAGUAAGAGGUAUGAUUCUCCUGAAUCUCCUCCUCUUCCUGUAACUCCAGUUCUUCAAUAUAAUGGUCCAACAACUGAAGCAAUUAGAAUGGUUGGCAUUCGCAAGACUGAUGAAGAACCUUUGGGUAUAACUGUUCGAAAUGAAGAUGAUUGCCUAGUUAUAGCAAGAAUUCUUGCUGGAGGAAUAAUUGACCGCCAAGGUCUUUUAAAUGUUGGAGAUAUUAUUCUGGAAGUGAAUGGAGCUGAAGUUCAUACACCUGCGGAACUGCAGCAGCAACUUCAGAAAUCUAUGGGUAGCGUGACAUUCAAAAUUCGUCCUUCGAACUCAGACAUUAUUUCCCCAACACAGACGUAUGUGAAAGCGUUGUAUGCUUAUGAUCCGUCCAAGGAUUCCCUUUUACCAUGUAAGGAUAUUGGUCUUUCAUUUAAACAAGGCGAUAUUCUUCAAAUCUUAAAUCAGGACGAUCCUAAUUGGUGGCAGGCUAGAAGAUUAGAUGCUAUGGGUCACGCUGGAUUAAUUCCCUCGCAAGAGCUUGAGGAAAGGCGACGCGCCUUUGUACGUCCAGAAUUCGAUCAUGCUACGAAGAGUACUAUGUGUGGAACAAAAAUAAUUAAAAAGAAGAGGAAGACGAUGUAUCAAAGCAGAGCAAAUGCAGAAUUUGAUAAAGCUGAACUGCUUUUAUAUGAAGAAGUAGCCCGCAUGCCACCCUUCGAGCGAAAAACAUUAAUUCUUCUUGGUGCUCAAGGCGUGGGACGGCGGACGAUGAAAAAUCGAUUAAUAAAAGAAGAUCCUAACAAAUUUGGAACACCAAUUCCACAUACUUCUCGACCAAUGCGUGAUACGGAGACAGAUGGAAAGAAUUAUUUUUUUGUAACCAAGGAAGCAAUGGAAGCUGAUAUUGCUGAAAACAAAUAUUUAGAAUAUGGAGAACAUAAUGGGCAUUUAUAUGGUACUAAAUUAGAGUCCGUUAGAGCUAUUAUUCGAGCUGGGAAAAUGUGCAUCCUUGAUUGCAAUCCACAGGCUUUGAAGAUUCUUAAGACUUCAGAAUUCAUGCCAUAUGUUGUGUUCAUUGCUGCUCCACCAAUUGAUCAACUGAAGAAUAUGCAUGAGUUUGGACGACAUCACAAUUAUAGCAGUAAAAAUUUAACGUUUGAUCGUGCUAUGGGAAGACAUGGAUCAAGACGUGCUAGAACUAUGGAAAGCUUAGCAUCCUUAUAUGAGGAGGAAGACCUCAGAAACACGGUAGAAGAAAGUGCACGAUUGCAAAGAGCAUUUGAUAAAUAUUUUGAUUUAGUUUUGCUAAACACAAAUUUUGAUAAGACUUAUGAGCAGGUAAAAGAGGCUAUUGAUGCUUUAUCCACAGAACCACAAUGGGUUCCAAUUUCUUGGGUAUAUUAAAGACUUUUAUUGUUUUUUUAUAUCAUUGAACAUAUUUUAUAUUAAUGAAUAUUAUUUGGAAAUUCUACGUUUUCAUCUGAAAAAAUUCUGUUCAUUAAUGUGUUUUUUUUUCGCUUUGAAACCUGUGAUUCUGUAAUCUGAUUUUAAAAGAAUGCAAUGCUGGUGAUGCUUUGGUGAAAAAGUUCUCAUUGUUGCAGCUAAUGAAUACAAAUGUUGAUGCUUUAAAUGGUUUAUGAUGUUGUUUGAUGCUUAAAAUUGAAAUGAUGAAAUGAAAUAUUUUUGGCAACUCCCGCUUGCUACUUCAGUAAAAUUUGUCUUCCAUGUUUUCAAAUAAAUAUCGGUUUUGAAAUUGUUACUAUGUAGUGAAAGGCUCUGUAGUAAGCUAAACGUUAAAGAAAAAAUUGUGUAUUUGUAUUAUACAUAUGCUGUUUUAAUCAUUCAUAUUCACAUAUUCAUGCAUGUAUAAAACUCGGAUGCAUUUAGUUGCUGUGUAUGAGCAUUUAGUCAGUAUGUUAAAUUCAGUGCAACAUUAGUCAUUGAAGUACAAAGUUUAAAGAUCUAACUUUGGUCAGACAUUGUAUUUUUCUGGCGUACUUGUCUUAAUUUUCAUUUACAUCAUAAUCUCUUAACAGAAACGGAAAUAUUUUUUCUCAGAAGCAAAUGUCUAUUGUACUUCUAACAUAAAGAUUUUAUAUUUUUCCAUUUUUGUAAAUAGCUGUAUGAAGCUAGUUUUCUGAUAAAAUAUACCUCCAGUUGAGAAUGUAAUAUGCAUACAUACUCCAUAUUAUAUCAUUUCAAAAAUGUAUGUUCUGAUAUCACAUUUUAAAAGCACCAAAUGAUAUCAAAUUUAAAAAAAAAUUAGAUUCGAUUUCAAUAUCCAUUUGUUUCUGUCGCCAUAUUUAUCCACAUUUUAGAGUUUGGGUAGAUCAUUUUUAGUACAUUUCAUGACAAAAUGAUUCAUAUUUUUUACUUUUAAAAAAAGCUCAUGACUUUUUUACUUGUUACUAUGAGAAAUAGUUGAAAAAUAUUAAGAUAUGCAAGUGAUGGAUUUAUCUGAACAAAAUGCUGAUUUCAAUUUAAAAAAAAAAAAAAUUAGUAAUUUAAAAUAAUAUCUGUUUCAAAAAGUCUUAGAAGAAUUUGUUGGUGCAUUUUUGAUACUGUUAACAUCAUUAGCUUACAAAAGCCUCUUCUGUAUAUGAUUGAAAAUGUUCAUUAGAAUUCUAAGAAUAAUAAUGUUUGAUUUAGCUAUUGACCUGAUAAAUAAAUUUUGUUGUCUGAUUGUAAAAAAUUUGAAUUUGUUCUGCAUGAAUAAAUUGAUAUAAAAUAUUCAUUUAAUUUUUCUGUUGUGUAUUCAAAAUUUUGCAUAAUCCUAUAUUUUUUCCCCUGCUAUCCAUUUUACUUUUUAUUCUCGUGGUUUUGGGUAUUUGGUAUUGGUGUUUUUUUUUUCUUCGGUAUUCAUUUUUGUGUCAACGUUUUUUGCAUCCUCUGCGUUUGAUUUUUUCCCCAAUGGUGUAAUCGGCAUUUGAAUGGAAUAUUUGAGGGAUCUGAUAUUUGAAUAGUUUAUUUAUAGAAGACACAUUCUAACGUUUAUUAAAAAUGCAGUAUACUCCGUCCCUGAUAUCCUAUAGUGAAUUGAAAAGUUUUUUCGAGUUGGUUUUCCAUUUUUUUUGUAUAUUUUGAUGUUUUUAUAUGAUUUUAUAGAUUUAUUUACAUUCCAUAUUUUUUUUUAUCUUAAGCAUUUGUUUGUGAAUUUGAGUUAUUAUGAAUAUAAAAUUUUCUUUAUUUGAACUUCAAAAAAAAUUGUUUAAUUGCAUGUAAUAUUAUGGCUUGUAUCUUCUUUAAAUGGCAAUGGUCUCUAGGUCUCUAUGUUAAUCAUUAUUUAUUGAAUUCAAUUCAUUUAUGUGAAAUUUUUGUUGUUGUUUAACAUUAGAUAUUUUUUAUCCUUUUUUUGUGGUAUUGUAAAUUAGGUAUACAAAGCAGUUAUUAUUUCAUAGUCAUAUGAAUAAGUAUUGUAAAUACUAUGAAGUAUAUCGUUUUGCCAUUGUUUAUAUGAGGAUGAUGUAAAAUAUAUUGCUGUUAUUUGCUUCUGAAAUUGUGCUAUUUAGUAACAAACUCCAGCUCAAAAUGCAAUUCCUCUUCCCCUUGUUUUUUGUAUUCUCGAUUAUAAUUAAAGUACUUCAGCAAAUUUCUCUUCUUUUUCUAGAGAAGUUUAUUAAAUGCAUACAUGAUUAAUUUCAUGAAGUUUUAGAAUUUCUAAGUAUUGCCAAAAAGUAUAGACUUUUUUUUAAUGGAAUAAUAAAUUUGUGGUAAUUAUGUUAAAAUUUUACUUCCUGUGCUAUUGACUUUUCCGAAUUUUUGAAAUUAAAGCAACUAACUUUAUGGCGAAAAUUACUUUUUAUCGAUAUAUGGAAAAAUUCUUGCUGGAACAAAAUUAUUAUUUUUACAAAUUAUAAAAAGACCACGUUCAUCUUCUGUUUUGUUAUAACUAAUGAAACAAUUGUUAUAGUACACCCCAUAUAAUAAAUUAUAUUGUGAAAAUCUGAUUCAUAGAAUUCUAUUGUUAUGCAUAACGGUUUGCUUUCACUCACUGAAUCUAUUUACAGCUUAUCAGUGCUUCAGAUAUAUUAAUUAUCUGUAUUUUAUACCUUUCAAUGAUCACCUUUAAAUCUUGAUUCUGAUUAGCAUGCCCUCAUAGUUUGUGACAUUUCUGUUACUUCAUUGGAUUUCUUUUAUUCUCAUUUAUUCGGCUUUUUCUUAUAUAUAUAUUUUUGUUUUAUCUUCAGAGUCACUAUUUUUAACGUAUUUUUAUUUCUAAUAUUUUUUUAAAUUUUUAUUUAAAAAAAUAGUAUUUCCCUGAUAUACGAAUGAUGGAAUUAUUUGUGUUUUAAAAUGCUACAAUAUUAACUGUCUAUAUUUGGUAACACAAAUGCAUUUUCAAUGGUUUUAUCUUCUCUAUAGUUUGAUAUAUAUAAAAGAAAAUAUCCUGUUAUAUAGACAAGACUUUUACAAUAUUUCUGCAUGGAGUAUUCAGCUAUUUUUUUUUAUAAGCACUAAUCAUAAAAGUUGUUGUUCAGAUGGAAUAAAGUAUCCAUUCUGUAAUAUAUUUUCAUGUGAUUGCCAUUUAAUAUCAUAUUCUGUGUGUUUAUUACAUGAAAGCUUUUUUCUUAUUAUUGAGUUGUCGUAGAUAUUGUAACUAAAACCACAUUUAGCAGAAAUUUUGAAUGCUUAACCAUGAUAUGCCUUGUCUUAAAAUAUGUGCAGCUACUCAAAAGAGUAUUGUCAGUUGUAUAUGCAAAAUUAAUUGUGUCUUGUAUGAUUUUCCUGCCUACAAAGCUAUCAUUUAUAUUAUGUAGAUUAUAUAAUUUUGAAAUAUGCAUCUUUUGGAGCUUUAAGUAAUUUCAAGAAUCACAAUUUGUAUAAAUUUUAUUAUAUCACAUAGUUAUUCAUUAUCUUCUGAAUAUAAAAAUUAAAUACUAAAUAUAUGGUCUUUGGGCAUUGUAUAAACACAUAUUUGCUGCGCUUUGACAAUCUCUGUACUUGUAAAUAGCAUACUUUUAAAUUUGCAUCUGCAUUCUUAGAAAAUGUUUUAUUUCCUAUUAUUUUCGAAAGAAAUUUAUAAUAUAUAUAAAUGUAUUUGCACUUGGAAGCAAAAUUUUGCAAAACUUUUUAUUGUAUAAAAAUGUUUAUUUUUAGUUUUUCCCAUAAUAGCUUAUAAUAAAUGCAUCUCGGAAUUGUCUAAUCUUUGACUCCCUCUCAUGCCAUUUAUCAUAUUUUCAUUUCAAAAACGGCAGAUGUAUUAUCACUUGAUAUAAAAGUUAGUAAAUGCUUUUAAAACAUAUAUAAUGAUUUUUUUUUUUCAUUUUUUAUCUUUAUUUUAUCAUGAACUAUAUUUGCGAUUUUUUAAAAAUGUUUUAUUGUGCAGCUUCUUCUUUCAUUUUUACAACCAUUGUUAUGUAAUUUUGUCUCCAUUUACGAUUUGCUCAGAAUUAUUAUUUUAAAUUUUAUUCUUUAGUUAAUUUGUAUACUUGAUUUGGGUAUUGCACACUGUUUAUGUUAAAGUGAACCUUGUCAUUUUUUUAUUAUUUAUUUGUUUGGAGUUUAUUGAAUGAGGAUCAUUCCUUUAUAUAAUUAUAAUUAGAACAAGGGAUUUAUGUAUGAAUUAGUGGUUUUUUAUAUUUCGAUUUUAAACUAAUGUUAUUUAAUUUAAAAGUCCGUUUUUAGUCAGAUUUGUUUUAUUGGUUAAAUUGAAUUGUAUUAUUUUCUCAAAAAUGUAUUGGCAUUGGAGGAUUACUUCUACUUUAUGUUUUAAAAUAGGCUUUUUUUUUUUGGAGAAAUUUUUCAUUACUUAUGUUUCAUUGAAUAAAUUUUUCUUGUGUAUUCAGCAUUUGAGAACUUUCUUCUCUUUUAUUUUGUUAUUCUAAAUUUUUAUGUAUUUUGAGUAUGUUCUGCCAUUUUUGAUUUGACAUAUAUUUGUUUAUUUGCAUGAUAUCUCUUUCUAAUUACAAUUGUUUUGUUUUUUCUCUCUUUGUUGGUUUUAUUCAUUACUUUGUGAUAUAUUUCUG
Argiope bruennichi is the source of this 6588-nucleotide messenger RNA. It is a transcript of the gene vari, whose product is annotated as protein PALS2-like. NCBI's taxonomy places the organism in Eukaryota, Metazoa, Arthropoda, Arachnida, Araneae, Araneidae. Gene Ontology annotation, molecular function: protein binding. Gene Ontology annotation, cellular component: plasma membrane; cell-cell junction. The record is from RefSeq and is a predicted model, not a curated record. The transcript is spliced from 14 exons. Bases 239 to 2026 code for a protein of 595 amino acids.